Molecule: messenger RNA, 927 nt
Organism: Fomitopsis serialis
Lineage: Eukaryota; Fungi; Basidiomycota; Agaricomycetes; Polyporales; Fomitopsidaceae
Product: mitochondrial carrier domain-containing protein
Exons: 5
Coding region: 1-927 (308 amino acids)
Biological process (GO): NAD transmembrane transport
Molecular function (GO): NAD transmembrane transporter activity
Source: RefSeq, a predicted model, not a curated record
AUGCCGUCAAGUGCAAAUAGCAUGAUUGCUGGCGCGGGAGGCGGUCUUGUGGCCAGCGUAGCGACCUGUCCCUUGGAUGUCAUCAAGACGAGACUUCAGGCCCAACGACAUGCUCAUGGGCAAGCCGGGUACGAGGGCGUGGUCGCCACUUUCAAAACUGUCCUCAAGCACAACGGCAUACGUGGUCUGUAUCGAGGGCUGGGACCGACGAUCCUCGGCUACCUUCCGACUUGGGCAAUUUACUUUGCGGUGUAUGAUGGCAUAAAAGAACACUUUGGGCGGACGCAGCUCGAAGAUGGGUCAACCGUUCACCACAUCUAUCCUGCGGCUCAAGCUAAGGGAUACCAGCCCUUUACGCGGGAGCAUCCUUGGUCUCUCCAUAUCUUGUCUGCAAUGGCGGCUGGGGCAACAAGCACGAUUUGCACAAAUCCCCUUUGGGUUAUCAAAACCCGCUUUAUGACGCAACCUUUCGAAGAGAAGAGGUAUCGGCACACAUUAGAUGCUGCGUUGACGAUAUACCGGACGGAAGGGUGGCGGGCAUUCUUCCGUGGUCUGUUGCCAAGUCUGCUGGGGAUCCUGCACGUCGGUGUACAGUUUCCCCUGUACGAACAACUCAAGUUUUGGGCCCGACGCAAUUCGUCGGAGGAUUUGACCCCUCGACAGUUUCUUGCUUGCUCCGCCGUAUCAAAGAUGGUUGCUUCAGUCACGACAUAUCCGCAUGAAGUAGUGCGCACACGACUGCAAACGCAGAGAAGGAUAGUCAACGGCGCUCUCAAGGGGAAGGACGUGCCAGAACAGCCUCGAGCUGGUGUAAUUAAGACUGCGACAGAUAUCGUACGGCACGAGGGCUGGAGAGGACUGUACAGGGGGCUAUCCGUGAACCUCGUCCGGACGGUACCAAACAGUGCGGUGACGAUGUUGACGUGA